Molecule: messenger RNA, 969 nt
Organism: Chaetomium fimeti
Lineage: Eukaryota; Fungi; Ascomycota; Sordariomycetes; Sordariales; Chaetomiaceae
Exons: 1
Coding region: 131-769 (212 amino acids)
Source: RefSeq, a predicted model, not a curated record
GGCGGCCGCCGUUGGACCAUGGAACCGAGCGACACUGAGAGAGCAUAAAUGAGCAGCCAAGAUCCCGCAUCGACGAGGGAGGGGCGCUGACCAACGUCGACCCAUUCAACUGUUUAAAUAAACACGCACGAUGUCGCAGAGGCCCGAGGGAUCGAGAUCACCCACGCCGCCGGCGUCGAUGCCCGCCAUCGUCAUCAAGGCCAACGAAUUCCACGUCGACUCUAAAACCCCGUGCCGGCUCGUUUUUGUGAUCCCCCUCGAGCUUCCCUCACUCCUCGACUCCUCGGUCCCGCCGCCGCCGUACUAUCCCCCUAACAACAUCGAUCGGUGGGCCCUCCAGGAUUCGACUAUGACGGCACUCCGGCCCGCGGUCGUCGGGGCCCUGUACACGGUCCUGGGUCCCGACGCGGCCAUCUCGGAGAUGGUGCCGCGCGGUAACCGCGACUGGAUCCAGAGGAGCCCGUUCGUGUCCAGGGUGGUUACCGACAGGUCCAAAUUCGACCCGGAAUCGGGCGACUGGACGGACCAGUACGGCGCUAUCGGCUCCGGCGCGAAAGCCUAUUUCGAAUACCUCGACCAAAUCGCCAUCAUUGAGGCCUACCGGAUCAGGGUCGACCAGGGUAUCAAAGAUAACAAGACGAACGUGCUGGUGGUUGAGCUCAAGGCAAUGCCGGUGCUGCACGACGGGAAGGUGGCGUUUGUUGCGAGGAAGUAUGGGGACGCAGAGCAGAAGCAUUUUAACCAUAAUAUCUGGCUGGAUGAGUGGUAAAAGGGGUUUACGGGCGUGUGUGAUUUUACUUUUCCUAGCAGACUAACGACAGACCUUGUGAUGCCUUUUAAAUGACUGGAGCAAGUUGAGGUUCCCUUUCUUGGUCUAUCUCGUGCUAGCGGGCGCCGCCACCUUUUACCGCUCUCCCCUCACCCCCCGUUCCCCUUUCUACAAACGAAUGUCACACGGCAUAAGCCCAC